Molecule: messenger RNA, 1940 nt
Organism: Saprolegnia diclina VS20
Lineage: Eukaryota; Oomycota; Saprolegniomycetes; Saprolegniales; Saprolegniaceae
Product: arginyl-tRNA synthetase
Exons: 15
Coding region: 35-1828 (597 amino acids)
Biological process (GO): arginyl-tRNA aminoacylation
Cellular component (GO): cytoplasm
Molecular function (GO): arginine-tRNA ligase activity; ATP binding
Source: RefSeq, a predicted model, not a curated record
GCCAGAGUUCCACACACACGUUCCUUGACCGACGAUGAUGUUGAUGGCGCGCGGCGUGCACAAGCGCGCGUACUCGCUCUCGGUCCAGAGCCUCCUGCAACAGUCGCUCUUGGCCACAUCCUACCCGCAGCUGACGGCCCAAAACACGCUCUUCCGGCGGUCGCACCAGCCGCAGACCGACUACCAAUCGAGUGCGGUGUUGAGCCUCGGGUUGCCGGCAAAGGAGCGUAUGCCUGCCGCGGAGGCUGUCUUGACGCGUCUCACAGAGGCUAAUACGACGAUGCUGGACCGCGCUGACGUCACAGCACCCGGCUUUAUCAACGUCACGCUGCGCGCCGACUGGAUUGCGCAGCAUGCGUUCACGAUGGCGACGACAGGCGUGCAGCCGCGGUCGGCGGGCGACCACAAGCAACGCGUGAUCGUCGACUUUGCAUCGCCCAACAUGGGCAAAGAGCUCCAUGUUGGGCACUUGCGCUCGAGCGUCCUUGGCGACACAGUCUGUAACCUCCUCGAGUUUCAAGGCCAUGAAGUGACACGCGUCAGUCACGUCGGCGACCUCGGCUCGGCGAUUGCUACGCUGCUCGUGCAGGCCAUGGACGAUGCUGACAAUGAAGCGUGCUCGCUUCCGCCUCGUACCGACCUCCUCGCCGCGUCGGCCUCGGCAGCGGACCUCGGACGAUGGUACGAGCGCGGCAAGCAACGCCUGACGACCGACGCCGCUUUCAAAAGCCAAGUCGAUUCGGUUGUGCUCCAGCUGCAAAAGACCGAUGUGUCAGCGUGGACGCUGCCGUGGAAGCAGACGUGUGCAAUUAGCCGCGCGGCGUUUGCCACUCUCAAUGCUCGUCUCAACGUCACUGUUCAAGAGCGUGGCGAAGCGACGUACCUUCCGCUGAUCCCAAAGGUCCUCGAUCUUCUUGUGCAAUCGGGUCUGGCCGUCGAAUCGCAAGGCGCGCUCUGUAUCUUUCUUGACGGCCAGGACAAGUCGCCAAUGCUCAUCCGCAAGCAAGACGGCGGUUUUUUGUACGCGACGACGGACCUCGCGACCCUCUACUCGCGCAUCCACGGCGACCCGUCGAUCGAUCCAAUCGCAUACGACCGCGCCAUUUACAUUACGGAUCUCAGCCAAAGCUUGCAUUUCCGCCACUUGUUUGAAGCGGCCCGCCGCGCUGGGUGGACUGACCACCGUCCCGUGCAGUUGGACCACGUUGGCUUUGGCCUCGUCAUGGGCGAAGACGGCACCAAGCUGAGUUCGCGCAAAGGCGGCUCGACGUCGCUCGAGGCGCUCUUGAACCAAGCGGGGAUUGAGAGUGCGCAACGGUCGGUCGUCGACGAUGCCGACCACGGCUACAUUGGUGACGCGGCCGUGCGCUACUAUGACCUCGCCCAGCACCGUGAGCGCAACUACAAGUUUGCCUACAGCUCGGUACUCAACCUCAAGGGCAACACGGCCGUGUACCUCAUGUAUGCGAGCGCGCGCCUCCAGGGCAUUCGCCGGAAAGCUGGGCUCAACGAACCGUGGACCGCAGUCUUGGCCGACCCCGCCUCUGCAGCGGUGCUGCUUGAGGCGUCGGCGACGUGGCACCCGACAGAGCGUGCCUUGGCGUUGGUGUUGAGCCAGUUUGAGGAUGCACUGCUCGAGACGCAGGCCGGAUGGCACCCGCACAUGCUCUGCGAGUACAUGUUCCGCCUCACUACGAGUUUCCACGCGUUCUACGAAGCGUGCCGCGUCCAGAAUCACGCUCCACGCCUCGUGCUCUGCGCCGCGACCGAUGCCGUUCUCCGCAAGGGCCUUGCGCUUCUCGGCAUUGCCGCCAUCGAACGCAUGUAGAGGAGGAUAACAUGGCGCGUUCUGCAGUGUUGUGGUCGACAAAGUCUCAUGACAGGCUGCCAGCGUACAAACGUUGUCUGAUGGAUGAAUAUGACAUGUGAACCAGUAUACA